UAGGAUUUAAUAAGCUUUGCUUCUUCCUACUCCUUUUGGACAUGUGGAACUGUGAACUGAUUAUGUGAUGCAUUCAAUUGUAAUCUGAUGCAUGUUCAAAUGAAAUUCAACCAUUACCAUUACAUCUGUUGAUUAAAAACAUCGCUACUAACAGUACUGCCCCUGUAUUUACUUAAAAUGUGCUGUAACGGUCUUUUUCCUUUCCAACAGACACAAUGGCAUCAGGGAUCUCUCCAACGGAAGCCAACGUCACCUUCUCCUUGGCUGUGUUUGAAAAGCUGAGCGAGGAGGACCAGACUGCCAAUGUCUUCUUUUCCCCCUUCAGCAUCUCUGCAGCCCUGGCCAUGACCAUGCUGGGGGCCAGGGGCAACACGGCCACACAAAUGUCGGAGGUCCUGCGCUUCUCUACACCAAAACAACCGCCAAUGCCAGAGCUAGUCCAGCAGAGGCAGAGCCCAAUGCAAAUGCAAAUGCAGACCCGACAGCAAAUAAGGAUGCAGAUGCCAUCCAGCAAGCUGCCACACUAUCUGCAAGGGGUUCUAAGCGAUGCUGUCCACACCCAUUUUAAUCAACUCUUGACUGAGUUCAAUGAGCCAAAGGCUGAGUACGCACUCAGUAUUGCCAACAGGCUGUAUGGGGAGAAAACCUACGACUUUGUUGAGGACUUCCUCGCCCAAACCAGGAAGUACUAUAAUGCUGAGCUGGAGUCUGUGGAUUUCAAGGAAAAUGUCGAGGAGGCAAGGGUGAACAUUAAUAAGUGGGUGGGAGAGAAAACCCAAGGUAAGAUCCAGGAGAUCCUGGCAGAGGGCAAGGUGCCUGACACGACCAAGAUGAUUCUGGUGAACGCCAUCUAUUUCAAAGGCAUCUGGAAGAAACAGUUUGAGAAAGACCACACUGUCAAUGCUCCAUUUAGAAUCAAUAAGAAUGACACUAAGCCAGUGAAGAUGAUGUACCAGAAAGGGGUGUUCCCUCUCAAAUUCAUCAAAGAAAUAAACUCCCAGGUCCUAGAAAUGCCUUACAAAGGACAGGUUCUAAGCAUGCUUAUCUUCCUGCCCAAUCAAAUGGAGGACGACACGACAGGAUUGGAGAAAUUGAAGAAAGACCUGACCUACGCCACAAUUACCAAGUGGACUAGUUCAGAUGAGAUGGCGGAGGUUGAGGUGAAUGUGGGCCUGCCACAAUUCAGGAUGGAGCUGACUUACGAUCUGGACCAGAUCCUACCCAGCAUGGGCAUGAUGGAUGCUUUUGACAGCAGCAGGAGUAACUUCUCUGGCAUGUCUCCUGCCAAUGACCUGGUCAUGUCCAAAGUCAUCCAUAAGGCUUUUGUGGAGGUAAAUGAGGAAGGAACCGAGGCCUCUGCAGCCACCACAGUCAUAGUAGUAGAGCGCACUUCAGUGGUUUUGAACAACUUUAUCGCCGACCACCCUUUUCUCUUCUUCAUCCGACAUAACCCAACCAACACGAUCCUGUUUGCUGGCCAAUAUUCCUCCCCUGAGACAACAAUGGCAUCACCAGCCACUCUAUCCAAAGCCAACACCUCCUUCUGCCUGGAUUUGCUGAGAAGACUGAGCGACAAUGACAAGACUGCAAAUGUCUUCUUCUCCCCUUUUAGCAUCUCCUCAGCACUCGCCAUGGUGAUGCUGGGGGCCGGGGGCAACACAGCCUCACAGAUGUCAGAGGUUCUCUAUUUCACUGAGGCAAAGCCCCAACAAGCACAAUCGAUGCAUAUGCAGCAACAGGUCCAGUCCAGUCUGCCGUUGUUUCUGCUGAAGUGCCUGAAAACUAAAGGUCAUGAUGACAUCCACGCCAGCUUUGCCAAACUGCUGGUUGAGCUGAACGAUCCAAAAGCUGUGUAUGCCCUCAGCGUUGCCAACAGACUGUACGGGGAGCAGUCUUACCAGUUUGUUGAGGAUUUUCUUCAACAAACCAGGAAGCACUACCGAGCAGAACUGGAGUCUGUGGACUUCAUAAGAGGCCAUGAAGCCGCCAGGGUCAACAUCAAUAAAUGGGUGGAGAAGGAGACACAAGGUAAAAUUAAGGACGUACUGGCGCCCGGUGUGUUGGACAACAUGACCAGGCUGGUGCUGGUCAAUGCCAUCUACUUUAAAGGCGACUGGAACAAGAAGUUUCAGGAGCGCUCAACACGUGACGCUCAGUUUAGGCUUAACAAGAAUGCAACCAAACCAGUGAAGAUGAUGCACCAGAAAUCCAAAUUUCCUUUAACUUUCAUCCCUGAAGCCAACUGCCAGAUCCUGGAGAUGCCAUACAAAGGGAAGGAUCUCAGCAUGCUCAUCUUUCUCCCCAUGGAUAUAGAAGACAAUUCAACAGGCCUGGAGAAGAUAGAGCAGCAGCUCACCUAUGAGAACUUUGUGGAGUGGACUCGUCCAGAGAUGAUGGAUGACGUCGAGGUCCAGGUGGGCCUGCCUCGGUUUAAGAUGGAGGAGAAGUAUGACAUGAAGAACGUCUUGCUGAGCAUGGGGAUGGCAGAUGCCUUUGACAUGACAAACAGUGAUUUUUCUUGCAUGUCCCCUGCUAACGACCUGGUAUUGUCAAAGGUCAUCCACAAGGCCUUUGUGGAGGUCAACGAGGAAGGAACCGAAGCUGCUGCAGCCACCGCCGCCGUCAUGAUGUUGCGAUGUGCCUUGCGAACACCUGACUUCAUCGCUGACCACCCGUUCCUCUUCUUCAUUCGGCAUAACCCGUCCAUGAGCGUGCUUUUUGCUGGCCGAUAUUGCUCCCCCAUGUGAGCAUUCGGAGCAAUGUCGCUUCAUAAUACACGCUUAACCACGGAAUGAUUCACCACUUGAGUGUGCUGCUAAGAUCUUGAGUGAUUCCAGGAUGCUUUUUUUUUGCCUACAACCACAUGUGCCUGUUAUAUGUCCAAUUACUGCUUAAUCAGGUGCACAUCCCCACUAUUAUGGGUGAUUAUUUGUUAAUUGUGUGUCCUACUGUGUUUUAUGCUUUAUUUCAUAUCCGUAAUUCAAGUCGGGCCAUAUUAAACUGAACACUAACCAACACAUUAACGUUGUUUACCAAAGAAAAUAAUGACAUAAAGUUAAUAUGUCCUGUAUCACCCGUAAUGAACCAGCAAUAUAUAGUUAUGAGUCCACAUUUUCUAUUGUCUACAGUCUUAUAUUCCUUCUGUCUAUACAAUAAAAGUGUUUGCUGUUUGGAAACAAAAA
This is a messenger RNA of Doryrhamphus excisus (bluestripe pipefish), 3182 nucleotides long. NCBI's taxonomy places the organism in Eukaryota, Metazoa, Chordata, Actinopteri, Syngnathiformes, Syngnathidae. The record is from RefSeq and is a predicted model, not a curated record.